Messenger RNA from Humulus lupulus (European hop), 1481 nucleotides. RefSeq names its product histone-lysine N-methyltransferase ATXR6. The record is from RefSeq and is a predicted model, not a curated record. Gene Ontology annotation, molecular function: protein binding. The transcript has 6 exons. NCBI's taxonomy places the organism in Eukaryota, Viridiplantae, Streptophyta, Magnoliopsida, Rosales, Cannabaceae. Bases 52 to 1143 code for a protein of 363 amino acids.
CUUCUUCUCACCAGAAAAGAUUCAAUACCCACAUUUCUCCAGAUCUUAGCUAUGGCGUCCUCGAGAGGAACAAGGGGAAUGGCUCUGAGGCAAAGGAGAACGCAAGCUCCGAAACCCAUCUCCUGUAGCUCUUCAUUUAGUUAUGAAGAUAUUAGUAGCGAUGGUUCUGAUUCCGAACGCGACGACGACGUUAGCUGCGUUGUUUGUGGGUCCGGUGACUCGCCGGCGGAUCUUCUUCUCUGCGAUAAGUGCGAUAAAGGGUUUCAUUUGUUUUGCCUUAGACCCAUCCUUCCUUCUGUUCCCAAAGGGUCUUGGUUUUGUCCCACCUGCACAAACCAUAAUCAUAAGAAGCUCAAAUCAUUCCCUCUAGUCCAAACCAAAAUUGUGGACUUUUUUCGAAUUCAGAGGUCUCAAGAGUUGACCCAAAAAAUAAGCCAAGAUAUUCGAAAGAAAAGAAAGCGAGGUAGUAGCUUGGUGAUGUCAAAGAAGAAAAGAAAAUUGCUGCCAUUCACUCCAAGCCCGGAUCCCACGAGGAGACUGGAACAAAUGGCAUCACUAGCAACUGCAUUAACUGCCACAGGCACAGAGUUCAGUAAUGAGCUCACUUACAGACCAGGCAUGGCACCAAGGUCAGCAAAUCAGUCAGCUCUUGAGCGUGGAGGAAUGCAGAUUCUUUCAAAAGAAGAUAGCGAAACCUUAAACUUGUGCAAGAGUAUGAUGGAAAGAGGAGAAUGGCCUCCCCUCAUGGUUGCUUUUGAUCCACAAGAAGGUUUUACUGUUGAGGCGGAUAGGCACAUAAAGGAUCUGACUAUAAUCACAGAGUAUGUGGGGGAUGUUGAUUUCUUGAAGAACCGCGAAAACGAUGAUGGGGACAGCAUGAUGACAUUACUCUCUGCUGCUAAUUCUUCAAAAAGCCUUGUUGUUUGUCCAGAUAAGCGUAGUAACAUUGCCCGCUUCAUUAAUGGCAUCAACAAUCACUCUUUGGAGGGGAAAAAGAAGCAGAACCUCAAGUGUGUGAGAUUUGAUGUCAAUGGUGAAUGCCGAGUUCUACUGAUAGCUAACAGAGAUAUAUCAAAGGGGGAGAGAUUGUAUUAUGAUUAUAAUGGUGAUGAGCAUGAAUACCCAACUGAGCACUUCGUCUAGGCUCUUUCCCUUUUCUAGUAAUUUAUUGAUUUUUGUUCAUACACAGAUUAAGUUGGGCUUAGAAUCUGGCACCAAACUGGCUAAUUGUACACAUGACUUUCUUGAGAAGAGAAAUCAAGUGAGUCUUGGAUGAAAAAGAUAGUACACAACAACUUGUGACUUUUCCCAUUGGUGAAUGGUCUUACAUGUUAAAAUUUGUAACAGCAUCCCAUCUAGUGUAUAUCUUUACAUUUGGGAUGCACAUAUUAGUUUGAACUGGGCAUAUGCCAAAACUUUCUGUUCUGAGGUCUUCAAAUUCGUAGUGCAAACUAUAAAGAGAAAUUAAUUGAAAUAGAUCA